UGCAGUGUUGAUGAUGUUGUGUCGGCGCAGUAACAUAACAACCGCCGUCCGGUCCGGUGCUUCGAGUUUUCCGUUUUUGAUUCCGUCGCGGACCGCGCGUAAAACGCUACGGGUAGUCGACGGACCGCGGACGUGCCCGAUUAUAACACUACAGGUAAAAAGGUAAUAAGUGUGCAAUCGUAUUGGACCGAAUAUUAUAUUAUUGUACUUCGCGUUAGCAGCAAACGGCGGAAUCCACAUGACUUCUCGUCGUUUCCGGUCUUCCUGUCCGAUCGCCGCGGUGGUUGUCUUGUUACUGGCCCUGCUCAUCCCGCCGCUGACGGCAGCGUCUUCCGGUAAAUGCCGACUAGUCCGUUCUCUCCGCGAUGAGAUCGCCAGCUAUCGUCCCGUUGUGGAACGCGUGCUCUCGUACGUCCAAGAUAAGAAUGGUUACAAGGGCAGGACAUGGGCCGCCUUAUCCGAGUUCACAGAUACGUUCGGCUCACGGUUGGCCGGCACGUCAAACCUCGAGAACUCCAUCGACUACAUGAUGAACUCACUGAGGGCCGAAAACUUGGACAAUGUGCACGCCGAACGCGUCAUGUUCACGGGAUGGCAAAGACGUAAGGAAAACGCUGCGUUAGUGAAACCUAGGUUCAAGAACCUGGCGAUGUUGGGGCUGGGUGGCAGUGUCAGCACGGCCCCGGAAGGAAUCAGGGCUGAAGUAGUGGUGGUCACCUCGUUCGACGAUCUCUCCAAUAAAUCGUCACAGGUCAGCGGAAAAAUCGUCGUGUACAAUCAACCGUACGUGUCGUACUCUGAAACUGUGGUGUAUAGGUCGAUGGGAGCGAGUGAGGCGUCCAAGUACGGUGCAGUGGCCACAUUGAUCCGAUCCAUCACUCCGUUCUCGUUGAACACACCGCACGCCGGCCAUCAGAGUUACAGCGAAGGCGUGAAAAAGAUACCGACGGCCUGCAUCACGGUCGAGGACGCCGAACUCUUGUACAGGAUGUACAACCGAGGCACCAAAUUGGAGAUUUUUUUGAAAAUGGACUCAAAGUUCUUUACCAACGCUACAUCCAGGAACACUGUUGCCGAAAUCAAAGGCACGACAGAACCCGAUAAAAUAGUGUUGGUAUCGGGACACCUGGACAGUUGGGACGUGGGUCAAGGUGCGAUGGACGACGGUGGCGGUGCGUUUAUAAGCUGGAAUAGUCUCGUCGUACUGAAAAAUCUCAAACUUCGACCUAAGAGAUCGAUAAGAUGUUUAUUGUGGACAGCUGAAGAAGAAGGAUAUAUAGGGGCCUAUGCGUACUUAAAAGGACAUAAAUCAGAACUUGAAAAAUUUAAUUUGGUCAUUGAAUCGGAUGAAGGGACGUUUCAACCGUAUGGAAUUGAGUUUCAUGGUUCUGAAACAUCAGCGUGCAUUAUGGUUGAAGUGGCCAAAUUAUUUGACUCCAUCAAUGCGACUACCAUGCAAUCCAGCAAAUACAACGUUGGUUCGGAUAUCGAAGUAUUUGAAAACAUUAAUAUACCCGGUUUGAGUUUGUUGAAUAGAAACGAAAAAUACUUUUGGUACCAUCACACAGAAGCCGAUACGAUGGCCGUCGAGGAUCCAGAUUCGUUAGACUUAAACACUGCAAUGUUUGCGGUUAUAUCGUACAUCAUUGCUGAUUUAUCCGUAGAACUGCCAAAAUCAUAAACAUCAUAAAAUAUUUAUAUUACUUAUGUCUAACGUCUGUAAAAUUAAAACAAUUUUCUACGAAUAGCUUAUAGGCAACGUUAGGGCUUAAAUCAUAUUGGCCAUUAGGCAUGUAUGAUAAUAUAUUAUAUACAUUUUGUACUAAAAUCAUUAAAGGUUUUAAAAAUAUUAAAACAUAUUUUCAAAUGUA
This is a messenger RNA of Metopolophium dirhodum (rose-grain aphid), 1871 nucleotides long. RefSeq names its product carboxypeptidase Q-like. Gene Ontology annotation, molecular function: metallodipeptidase activity. The transcript is spliced from 7 exons. Gene Ontology annotation, biological process: peptide catabolic process; proteolysis. NCBI's taxonomy places the organism in Eukaryota, Metazoa, Arthropoda, Insecta, Hemiptera, Aphididae. The record is from RefSeq and is a predicted model, not a curated record. Bases 239 to 1681 code for a protein of 480 amino acids.